AAAGUCUCAACUUUCGCUCUAUCAUCAUCAUCAGAUUUCGUAGAUGGAGAUUGUAUCAGGUCCGAUAAGUUCGUGUUCGAAAGAACAUCAGAAAAUCUAUCGACAAUGGUUUAACUUCGUCGAUGCAGAUGGAGAUGGCCGUAUUACCGGAAAUGACGCCACAAAGUUCUUCGCAAUGUCGAAUUUGUCUAGAUCAGAACUCAAGCAGGUCUGGGCAGUUGCAGAUUCCAAACGACAAGGGUUUCUAGGUUUUAGGGAGUUCAUUACUGCAAUGCAGUUGCUAUCUUUGGCACAAGCAGGACAUGAACUAACCCCAGAUAUCCUUAAAACAAAGGAUAACAUGGAGCCUUUGGAACCUCCAUUGAUGGAAGGAUUGGAUGUUGUCCUAUCUAAGAGUAAGGCUGCAGGUAUAAAUGGCAAGUCCGAAGCAAAUGGAUUUACUCAACCACAACCAUUGCCAUCAGUUAAUCAGUUUAUCUCGAAAACUACCAAGAAGGCCCAGACUUCUAUCCAUGCGGUAACUUCAGUGAUUGAUGGCUUGAAGAGGUUGUACAUGGAAAAGCUAAAGCCAUUGGAAGUUACUUACCGUUUUAAUGAUUUUGUAUCUCCUUCAUUGGUAAAUAGUGAUUUUGAUGCCAAACCCAUGGUGAUGCUUUUGGGUCAGUACUCAACUGGAAAAACAACAUUCAUAAACCAUUUGCUCAAAUGCAAUUACCCAGGAUCUCACAUCGGACCGGAGCCAACCACUGACCGAUUUAUUGUUGUUAUGUCUGGACCUGAUGAACGGAGUAUACCUGGGAACACUAUUGCCGUUCAUGCCGACAUGCCUUUUAGUGGUUUGACAACUUUUGGAGGAGCAUUUUUAUCGAAAUUUGAAUGUUCCCAAAUGCCGCAUCCUUUGCUAGAACAUAUCACAUUUGUGGACACUCCUGGAGUUCUAUCCGGGGAGAAGCAACGAACACAAAGAAGUUAUGAUUUUACUGGUGUUAUAUCAUGGUUUGCUGCAAAAUGUGAUCUCAUUCUCCUUCUAUUUGAUCCCCAUAAACUUGAUAUAAGUGACGAAUUCAAGCGUGUAAUUUCAUCCUUACGCGGUCAUGAUGACAAGAUACGUGUAGUCUUAAACAAAGCAGACCAAGUUGACACCCAACAAUUGAUGAGAGUUUAUGGUGCAUUAAUGUGGUCACUGGGAAAAGUUUUAAACACGCCAGAGGUUGUGCGCGUUUACAUUGGCUCGUUCAAUGACAAGGUUGACAAUAAAGCAGUUGUUGGUCCCAUGGGAAAGGAUCUUUUUGAGAAAGAACAAGAUGACCUCCUCAUAGACUUGAUAGACAUUCCAAAGAAGGCUUGUGAUCGUCGAAUUAAUGAAUUUGUCAAACGUGCUAGAGCUGCUAAGAUCCAUGCCUACAUAAUAAGCCAUCUUAAAAAAGAGAUGCCUGCAUUGAUGGGCAAAGCCAAAACUCAACAAAAGCUGAUUGAUAAUCUUGAAAAUAUAUUUGCGAAGGUCCAAAGGGAGUUCCAUCUACCAGCAGGUGAUUUUCCAAGUGUGGAGAACUUCAGGGAAGUUCUGAAUAGUUACAACAUUGACGAAUUUGAGAAAUUGAAGCCUAAAAUGAUUAAAGCAGUAGAUGACAUGCUUGGUUACGAAAUCCCAGAGCUUUUGAAGAAUUUUAGAAAUCCUUAUGAUUAAGAUGUUCAACAUGGUUCCCUAGAAGCCUAUCAUAUGAUGAUACAUACUUUCACAGUAGGCUUGUGUUGAUUCAAUGUCCAACUUUAUAUGCUUUUGUGAUUCAAUAUUGUUUGAACAA
Ilex paraguariensis (yerba mate) is the source of this 1805-nucleotide messenger RNA. The record is from the annotation of a GenBank genome assembly. Lineage: Eukaryota; Viridiplantae; Streptophyta; Magnoliopsida; Aquifoliales; Aquifoliaceae.